AUGAAGAAUUCCUAUUUCAAUGUGGAUGUGGCAAUAGGCAUUGCUAGGGGUGUUCAACAAGUUAAUGAUGUUAGGCCACUUAUCAAGAGGAAGGAGAAGGCUGUGAAGGAGGCCACCUAUUCUUGGUUGCUUACGACUGAGAAAACUAAAUGCUUGGAUUAUGAGAUUGCCCAAUUGUCUGAAGAGAGGAAGGAAAAGGCUACUUCUAAAGUUUGUGAAGAAGCUCAUGAAGAAGGCCUGGAAAAGACCGAGAAGGAGCUUUAG
Ilex paraguariensis (yerba mate) is the source of this 264-nucleotide messenger RNA. The record is from the annotation of a GenBank genome assembly. NCBI's taxonomy places the organism in Eukaryota, Viridiplantae, Streptophyta, Magnoliopsida, Aquifoliales, Aquifoliaceae.